GUACGUAAACAGCAGUGGUAAAUUGCCCUUAGACUGCUAUAUAUUUGCAGAACUGGUUCUUUUAAAAGCUGAGGGAGCUCUGAAGGUAUCUGCAGUAAAAGAUGGAAAAGUAUUCUAUUCUAGUUGGCCUGCUAAUAGCCAGCAGCUUUUCCUUCAUUAAAGGAUGCAGGGAUGGACUUCUGGAGAACAUAGAUUUUCCUGGGACAGACAUAACCUUCCUUUACUCUCCUUCUGUUGAGCACUGUCAGAGGCUGUGCACAGAGCACCACUCAUGCCUCUUCUUCACUUUUAUCCGACCCGACUGGACCAGAGACAACAGGCACUUUUACUGCUACCUUAAAACCCCGUCUGGAGAUCCAGCAACCCAAAUUCCUCUUCUGGGCGUCACCUCUGGAUUUUCUCUAAAGAACUGCAUUUUUCCAGCAAGGCCUUGUUUUUCUCAGGUGUUCCAAAAUGUGGACUUUCUUGGGGCAGACUACAGAGCCUUGUUCACGCCUGAUUAUCAGGAGUGUCAGAGAGUCUGCACAAAGGACCCUGGCUGUCAGUUCUUUACUUUUCUAAGCGAGGAUUUCCCCGACCAGGAUUACAGGUACAAGUGUCACCUUAAAUUCAGCUGGAACAUCCCAAGGACUCCUAUCGUAGAAAAAAAGACUGGAGUAACAUCUGGAUUUGCCCAAAAAACUCAACAGACUCAAGAAUUCCCCACAACAUGUCAGCAACAGCUCUUUCCAAACACUGAUAUCCCAGGAAGCGACCUUGAGGAGCUGAAGUCUGUUUCUCCUGAACACUGUCAAGUCCUGUGUUCUGCUAACCCACAGUGCACCUACUUCUCUUUCAGCAGUGACGACUUUAGUUGUUAUUUAAAGAAUAAUCAAAGCGGCUUGACAGCUAAACCAAAAAAAGGAACCACAUCAGGAAUACCUGCACGCUUCUGUCAGCUUGAUGAUAACUGGGUCAAGCAGCUUUACCAAGGUGUUGAUUUCCAGGGCUCUGACAUUGAAAAAGAGUUGAUGGAUGAUGCAGAGCUCUGUCAGAGGAAAUGUGAUGAAGACACCAACUGUCAGUUCUUCACCUACGUAGAUCAAACCUUCUCUGACAGUGAAUAUUGGCGGCGCUGCUAUCUCAAGAGAGUCAUCACCAUGCCAGCGCCUCCUAGAGUCAACAAAUUGGACAAAGUUGUGUCUGGCUUCAACCUGAGGGAUUGCCAAAGAGUAUUUGUUUGAAAAAUACAAAAGGUUUGAAAAUAAACUUAUGUUUGACAAAGAAAAA
Molecule: messenger RNA, 1269 nt
Organism: Cyprinodon tularosa
Lineage: Eukaryota; Metazoa; Chordata; Actinopteri; Cyprinodontiformes; Cyprinodontidae
Product: coagulation factor XI-like
Exons: 9
Coding region: 102-1223 (373 amino acids)
Biological process (GO): proteolysis
Cellular component (GO): extracellular region
Molecular function (GO): protein binding
Source: RefSeq, a predicted model, not a curated record